This is a messenger RNA of Sardina pilchardus (European sardine), 4367 nucleotides long. It is a transcript of the gene txndc16, whose product is annotated as thioredoxin domain containing 16. Bases 508 to 2478 code for a protein of 656 amino acids. NCBI's taxonomy places the organism in Eukaryota, Metazoa, Chordata, Actinopteri, Clupeiformes, Clupeidae. The record is from RefSeq and is a predicted model, not a curated record. The transcript is spliced from 19 exons.
AGAAAAGGGCAAUUUCAUGCUCCCAUGAUUCCUCAUUCCCGAUUUGUGCCAGGCUCUGAAAAGGAAAUAUUUGCAACCAAAGAUGCAUGAAUCAUAAUACAUGAUUACAGGAAUUGUUUUUACUUCAGAAUUACACAGGUGAAUCCAACCCUUGAGCUGUUCCUGGAGCAGCUGGAGCUGUCUGCAGAAGCUCUGGAGGAUUACGCCAUUUCAGUGGCCAAGAUUAACUGUACAAAAGAAGAUAUUCCAGAAUAUUGUGGGGCUGAGAAGCUGUUGAAGAAGGCCUGUUUGUUCCGAGGCUCUGAGGUGCUGAGGAGUUUUGACACUGACACCGUGUUUGAUGUCAAUGCCAUUGUGUCUCACGUGCUCUUCACUGUGCUUUUCAAUGAGGUGCGCUACGUCCACACCCCAGCAGAGCUACUCAGCAUUGAGAGGGCUGCGAAGGGGAAAACGGAUGUCGUCUUCAGUCACAUCCAAGUGCUGGGGCUCCCAGAACACAGAGCCCUGAUGGAGACUGCGUUUGUGUACGGAGCCAAGUUCCAGUUUGUGUUGACCACCGGAGGCCCUGUGCUGAAGCAUAUGGGUGUGGAUGACCCCGUGUCUCUGCAGGCUGGCCUGUGGUUCCUGCACUGUAAGGAAGUGAUGCGUGCAGCUGAGCCUUGUCCACACACGGCCAUGAGGCGACCGCUCACCACCCUCAACAUCUACGCCUUCCUGCAGCUCAUGGAGGCCCCGCUGUUGACUGAAGCGUGGGUGGACCCUGCCCAGGUGGAGGUGGACUACCGUCACCUCCACGUGCCCCUGCUCUUCGUCUUCACCCAGGCCCAGACGGAGAGCCUGGACAGGGCCACCGCUGAGGCGCUCGCCUGGAGACUACGGGGAGAGGUCGGGGUCGUGCUCGUCCACAGGGAUAGCCCAGAUGUUCAAACCCCUGCAAAGUACAACGCAGCCUACAGGCUCUCAGACAUGGCUGCCGUGAAGUAUGUCACAUUUAACAACCUCGAGGAAGUCGUCACGCUUUUCAAAGAGGAGGUAGCUCCUGUGGGAGAGGAGGAGGUAGCAGAGGAGGAGGAAGAGGACGAGGAAGACCAAUGGACCACUCUGGAUGUGCUGGACGACGAGGUGGCCGAGUCUGUGUACAGAGACCGGGAUCAGAUGCUGGACCUGGAGCCAGUCAUAGAGCUCACUGAAGACACCUUUACCAGUGCACUAGCGCAGCAUGACCACCUGGUGGUGCUGUUUUUCAUCAAAUGGGAUGCUGUUUCCAUGGCUUUCCUGCAUUCAUUCGUUGAGGUUUCUGAAGCAUUGGAAGAUCUCCCUGACGUCGCUCUGGCGUCUGUGGACUGCGGAGAGUGGACGGACGUCUGCGGCGCCCGACAAAUCAACUCCUUCCCCUCGGUGGUGGCGUAUCGCCGCGGCGACGGGGCCCAGCUGUACCGCGGCAUGAUGGGAAGCGAGAGCCUGCACAGGUUCAUCCUGCUGAGUCGGCUGGGCAGCCCGCUGCGCCUCGCGUCCUCGGAGGAGGUGCGGAGCUUCCUGGAGGGGGCGUCGGACGAGCCCCUCGGAGCUCUCGCUCCCGUCAGGGCACUGGGGGCCUUCAGCUCUGGCCGGGACUCAGGAGUGCCCUUAUUUGAAGAUGCAGCCAGAGAGUUGAGGGGCGAGGUACUGCUGGGGCUGUUUGUUGACACUGCGGCCCAAAACUGGGCCCGUGAGCUGUCCGUGGAUCUGCCUGCGCUCCUGGUGUGUCGAGGCUCUGGGGGCCCGACGGAGGUCCACUCCCUUCAGCCCUCCUCCCUGGAGGAACUCCUCACACUCAUCCGCAGAGCAACGCUGGACCCGUUUCCGGAGCUGACCGUGGAGAAUCUGCCCCAGUACCUGGAGCUGCAGAAGCCCCUGUUGCUGCUCUUUGUGACUGAGGACGGCCCAGAGAGCAGCGCCGCCCUGCUGGAGAUGCAGGGACUGUCACACGCCGGACACCUGCAGAGCUACCUUCCGUGCUGGAUAAAUCUUCGUAGGACUCCUGCUGGCAGCUCCGUCUUGGAGUCGUACCUGGGCGCCUCGCCCCAGCUCCCUGCCCUGGUGCUCUCUCAGCUGUGUUCCAACGGAGAGGUGUUCCACUUCCCCCCACAGCGCCCCCUACAGUCUGGGAGCAUCCUGCAGUGGCUUCAUGGUGUGGAGAGACAAGAGGAAGAGCCUGCAGGUGUUGUUCCAGACGAGCGGUGGGAGCCUAGCGUGCCUUUCUUUGACUUCCUGUCCGUCAUGGACGAGGAGUUGCCAGGUUACGCUGCCCAGAGGAGCCCCAAGACCAAGAUGGCUGCCGGCCGAGGAGAAGCCCACUUGGCGAGGAGGACAAGCAAAAGGGAGGAGGUGAAGGAGGAGGAGGAGGAGGGGCGGAAGAGGGAGAAGGACCACAGUGAAAGACGGAGCUCUGGUGCUCCUGCACACACACCCUCACCUCACACACACUCUGAACUCUGAGAGCAACACACACACACACACACACACACACACACAUACAGUACACACUCUGAACUCUGAGAGCAACACACACACACACACACACACACAUACACUAUGAACUCUGAGAGCGGAAACUUCUCGCCCACAGGAGACUGGUGGGCAGGAGCUGACGCACUUACACACACACACACACACACACACACACACACACAAACACACUGUGUGUGCCCCACUGAACACCAAUGGAUAGAAUCCGACAGUGUUGAACCUUGAACACACAUACACAGACGCAUUGGGCAGGAGAUGGCUGACAGGAGAACCCCACACACGCACAUGCACACAGAUGACAGACUGAUGACGAUCCUUACCCAUCAACACACACACACACACACACACACACACACACACACACACACGUACACACAGAUGACGGACAGAUGACAGUCCUUACCCAUCAACAUACACACACACAUACACACGCACAAACAUAUACACAUCUGCCAGACCAACCAUUACAUAAUAUGUAUCCCUGAAAGCACUCCCAAAAUGUUCCUUCACAGUAAGCAGUAAUGAGCCAUGUCUGCUUGUGUUUCCCCUCUUUCCUUGUUUAUAUGUGUUUAUAUUUACUCUGCAGCAAACUCAGAGGACCAGUUCAGUUUACUUGUUUGAUUCAUCUAUAAAAAAACGCACUUCACUGAAACUUCCCAAAGAAAAAUUUAAUUUUAUUUCCCCUACAUCUCCUCCUCCUCCUCCUCCUCCUCCUCCUCCUCCUCCUCCUCUGACUCCUCCUCCUCACUAGUAAGUGGUGGCCUGUUUGUUGUUUCUCUCUCCCAGUACACUGCGCUUCAUGUGCCUAAGUGCCUUCCCUUCCAUAUGAGCGCACUGCCAUGUUUGCCAAACGAGUCGAGCUCCAUAGCAUGCGCUGCACCUUCACUAAAAGUAGGCAUCGCAUCUUCUCAUUAUUUCCAGAGAGCUCGUAAAAAGGCAAGAUGGUAAUGGCCGGGAGAGUGGGGUCGUGUGGUCUUGUUGGGUAAACGAUACCGCCGCAGGCAGCCUCACAAGCCUGUGGUUUUUCCCUUUAUGAACUCCUGACGAUAUUCCCAUCACCCCCCCCCCAUUCCCAGAGCGCUACGUUAUGGAAAGGCCACGUCAGCUCUGAUAGGAUCCAGGCAGAACCUGCGUCUCAAGGUUUGGAGCGUCGUUAAUGGCUAAUAAGCGCAUCGCACCGCAUCCAGAAGGCAGGGCGUAGGAUAAACCGCUCCACUGAUUGGAAACACAGUUAUCAUUAGUCAAGCAGCGUCUGUGUCAUAAAGCUAUGGACACACACACACACACACACACACACACACACACACACACACACACAUGCGGCCUAUUCAAGUGUUUAAGUGGAGAUGUCAGUUUUCAGGUCUGCUUGCCAUUUUUCGCCAUUGUUUUAAUGUCUGAGUCCUGAGUGGACCUCUGUGUUAAACACAAACACAUCCAUGGCCAACGCAGGAAUGCCAAUUCUCUGCAGCCUGAUUAGCGCAUUUCAGGAUUCAGGAGAAGCUUGUCCUUCACUUUUCACCCAUAGCGUAUACAGUUUAGCCUGGCUUGGCCUACCACUUCUCAAAUGAGAUCUGGUCUGGCAACCAGACGUUCAUUUUCUCGUAUUUGAAAAAAUGCCCAGAUCCAUUGGGCGCCACGGAUGUCUAUCAAAUGCGUCUGUGCAUAGCUCAUCAUGGUCUUGCUUUCUCCCCUGUUCUGUGAUUGGCCACCAACAUCAGGCGAAAAUGUGGGUGUUAGUUUCCAGACUGCCUUAGCAGCGUGAAAGAAAUCACCGCGCAAGGCAGGAUGGGACCCAGGCUAUAUACAGAUAUUAUCUUGAGUAGCUCUUUGAAAGCUGACGUGGAGAGGCAUGCGUUUAU